This is a messenger RNA of Funneliformis geosporum, 306 nucleotides long. NCBI's taxonomy places the organism in Eukaryota, Fungi, Glomeromycota, Glomeromycetes, Glomerales, Glomeraceae. The record is from the annotation of a GenBank genome assembly.
AUGCCAAUGUUCUGGCAUUUAAACUUGAUAUUUCCAGAACAUUCUGCAAAUAUUACUAUUAGUUUAUUUGUGAAUGAACAUAAUCAUGAGUUAAGGUUAAACACCUAUGAAUUUAAAAUCAAGUAUAGAGAAUUAUCAAAAGAGUUGAUGGACGAAAUUGAAAUAAUGACUAAAUAUACUGGUAUUGAAAGUACUUCUCGAGUUGAAGGAAUGAAUGCAAUUAUUAAAAGAACUAUUAGAAGUAAUUUCACUUUAUGUCAACUUGUUGAUCAAUUAUCUGAGCGGCUUAUUUCAGAAAUUCAAUAG